Malassezia globosa CBS 7966 is the source of this 2088-nucleotide messenger RNA. RefSeq lists its product as uncharacterized. Bases 1 to 2088 code for a protein of 695 amino acids. The transcript has a single exon. The record is from RefSeq and is a predicted model, not a curated record. Lineage: Eukaryota; Fungi; Basidiomycota; Malasseziomycetes; Malasseziales; Malasseziaceae.
AUGGCCGCUCCGGUAGCCAACACUUCGUCUGGCCGUGAUCUCCCGUCGCUAUCCAACGAGGAGCAAGCACUAUAUCCAGAACCUUGGAAUGGGUCGACGAUUUAUACGGUCAACGAGAGUGAGAGUGCCAGUGACUCAGAAUAUGAAAACAUUGCGAGUGAUCAAGACAAUCCCACAGCUUUCAUAUCACCUGUUUCAUCACGGCAUCGCAUAUCGCUGAUUCCUCCCUCGCCGCAGCUUGAUGCUGCCUCUGAAGACACAUUCUGGCUCGGUCACGACACUCGUCGUUCUCAUAGACGCACGGUGCGGCUUCCAUUCGACCUAAGUACCGAUUGGUACCUCGGUGGUGGCGGCAAUGUAUUUUGGGGAUUCCAUCGGCAACGCCGACGGCACGCAAUCCCCGGUACAUACGGCACACUAGAUCAGUCGACACCGCAGGCUCAUUUGCGGCAUGGAGACUCGUCUUCGCGUGCUUUAGGUCCUGUGGGAUUCCGCACGCAAAGCACGUUUCGCACGAUGGAAAGCCCUGAUCCGCUUUUGCAACAGCCAGCAUCCCCGGCACCUAAUACACGUCCCAUGCUGGAGCAUGCGUUUCGCCCAACGACACAGGUCAUUGACGAACUGCUGAGCAGUUCGCCACGACGCUUGUGUGUCUUGAUAUGGAUUCCUGUGCUGCUCGUUCUAUUAUGGUGUGGCAUGCCUUUUCCUCUGGACGAUGGAGAUCCACGCUCUUCUAAUGCCACAUUCUGGUUUUUCUUACUUUGGUACUAUGGAUGCUACGUGUCUGUGGCCUUGAUCUUUGUGACGCAGCUCUUCACAUUGUAUCGCUUAAACUGGUGGCCUGCUUCGAUCGGUGCUCGUAUGUCAUACACAUUUUUCUGGGUCUUGAGCCUCUGGAUUGGCUACAUCAUUCACAAGCUUGAGCCAACGAAUUCUCGAGACAAAACGUCCCACGCGACGAACAAAGCGCAUAAGCAUGAACCGGAGUGGCAGCUUAAAACUGAAUGGGUUUUGCUUACUUUUGCGACAAUGUCGAUGCCAGCUUUCGUGUGCCUGAUUGGACUUCGAAGAAGUGGUCGCCAACGGUAUCGCUUAUCAGUCACAGACGUGCAAAAGCCCUUCGCCUCGACAGAGGCGGCGUGGCGUAUUCCUUCAUCAUAUCGACGCUUUCUUUGGUUCAUGGCCAGCUUGGGACUGUCGCUCUUCACUCUACUUGCCGGACAAAGCUAUGCCAUCGUGUACAUGAAUACUUUGCCUCACACUGGCACCGACGGCACACUUUACGUGGCAUUUUGGAUGCUCACCGUACACGUUCUGAGCGCGAUUGUGCAGUGGAUCAUGUCCGAAAAAGUGCGCAGCCGAGCGUUACUGUUCGCUUUCAAGUACUACUAUUUCAUGGUGUACUUCAUAUUUUAUCGUAACCUAUUCGCCCGGCUGCGCAGCUUUGAUCAAUUUGCUCUGAUUCAGCUUCUUAGCUCAACCUGGGUGUGUUUGUGGUAUCCAUUCUGCAUGUCACAGACAUGGCUAUGGAUCUUGAAUCGAUUCAGUUCACGUCCAAUCUCACAUGGCAUGCAUGUUGAGAAAAUCAGCUUGUAUUUUUAUUUACGUACCAUUGCACAACACACAACGAUGCUAGCCUUUCUCGGAUGGCUUUCACUUCUUCAUUUUGGUAUCAACCAGCCAUUAUACCCAUUUUUUGCGUUUGAUGACAAUGAUCCCUAUAAUUACCGCCUUACCAUGCUCGGCUCCUUGGCUAUCUGGGCCUCAGAGAUGAUAUCCAAUCUUUUCACAGCUCUACUGUGUCGUGCAUUCUAUGGCGUGCAUGCCGCGCAUCUCGGUCUUGCCGAGAUGCGCCUCUACCCUGAGCUGGUUCCAACGCUUGUCUGGACGAGUCUGCAUGUGUUAAUGAACAUGCUCUUUUUCUUGAUCGUACGUGUGUUCAUCUACAAUAUGUUGAGAAGUAAGCAUGGCCGCUCACAUAUACAUCCCAGAAACUUGACUUCUAGCUUGCUCUCUCAAUCCAUGAGUCAGCUUCUUCCGUGGGCCUAUGAUCCCCUUCGAUGCUCUCGUGCGAUUUAUACCUACUGA